Molecule: messenger RNA, 1154 nt
Organism: Pocillopora verrucosa
Lineage: Eukaryota; Metazoa; Cnidaria; Anthozoa; Scleractinia; Pocilloporidae
Molecular function (GO): protein binding
Source: RefSeq, a predicted model, not a curated record
GGAAAAUGGGUUCUACGCUUUUUGGCCAAAAGGCAUAUGAUUCUUGGUACGAUUUUGGCGAAACAUCAUUCUCUGCUUAAUCAAUCGAAGCAAUACUGAAAUCAGUUGCUCAAAUGGCGGCAAAGCCUCAAACGCCCACGAUAAAAAUCGAUUUCUGGGAGCCAGACGCCGCAAGCACUAACAGCGGAGCAGUCAAAAAGAUCUCGGUGGAAAAACCUUCUGUGAACAAACUGAAACUCAAGUACAAAACCGAGCGACUUAGAAGCUACAGCAAUAGUCUCAGGGAUGCUGUUAUGACUAACAAUCCCGAGGCGAUUCCUAGAAUUGUCAAAGAGGAAGGAGUCAAAGUCAAUGAAAUGAGCAAGAACGGCGUUCCAUUGAUUCACGAGGCAGCAUUUGAUGGAAAACUGGAAUGUGUGAAAGCGUUGCUGGAUUGUGGAGCGCAAGUAAACACGCAGGAUAGCGAGGACUGGACUGCACUGCAUGCAGCCGUCUUGGGCGGCCAUGUGGAACUUGUGCGUUUGUUGAUCCACAAAGGCGCCGAUGUGUACGCUGAAACAAUCGAGAGGUACAUUCCCUUUCACAUCGCGAUAGAGAAAGGUGACGAAGACAUGAUCGCCAUAUUGGUGGAGGAGAUGGCUAAACUGUCGUCGUUUAAGGGAAGCUAAGUAACUAAGAGCAAUAAAGGAAAUCACUCUAUUUGCGAGAUUGUAUCAAGCAAUGAAAAAGCUCUCUUUUUAGAUUCAUGUAAUAUCUAGUGACUUAAUUUUUGUUGAGCUGUGUUGUAGAGUUUAAAUACGCGUUAGAAUUUAACUUCGACUAAUCUUAUCUACCUCGCUUCCGCUAUUCUCACUUUCCAAGCAUUUCUAAGCUUUAAAUGGAGGUGUAAGGCACACGAUACUACUGAAGGCUGAAUGGGGUAUCAUGUUGCGCCUCAAGUAUGUACAGCGUUAUGUUUCAGUUGUAAACGCGAGCCAUGAAAAUCAGUAAUUUUCAGAAUUGGUUACGCACCUCAUUCAGGCCUACAUGAUAAAAAAAGCGCUGACGAAGGGCUAACGCUCGAAACGUCUGCUUCGAAACUCUUUACGGUGGCCAAUUUACGUUAUUUAGUCAGUUGGUAAUACUAAAUUACCCUGUUAUACUCUCCCACCAAG